Lottia gigantea (owl limpet) is the source of this 525-nucleotide messenger RNA. RefSeq lists its product as hypothetical. The record is from RefSeq and is a predicted model, not a curated record. The transcript is spliced from 4 exons. Lineage: Eukaryota; Metazoa; Mollusca; Gastropoda; Lottiidae. The coding region runs from base 1 to 525 and encodes 174 amino acids.
AUGAGAGUGCAGUACAUAUAUAAUAAAUUAAAAGAAUCCAGCGUGAAUGGAAAAAUAGAGAUUGGUUUUAGAAGGAUAGAAGAUAUUAACAAGGCACAUUCAGACCUACGCAGAUUAGAUCGUUUUUAUGAACCUGACGCUACUAAAAAUGUCAUCUUAGAUUUAUCAUCUCAAGAUGCUUAUAGAAAAAUAUUAAAACAGAUACCGGAAGUAGGAAUGAAUAGAGAAGGUUAUAAUUAUUUAAUGGGAACCUUGGAUAUGUUAAGUUUAAAUCUGUCGAGAUUUAGACAUGGCGGGGUAAAUAUCACUGGCUUUCAACUUGUCAAUCAUACCUCUGGUAGUGUUAGAAAGUUUUUAAGUAACUGGACAUCUUUAGAAUCCAAUGUUUGGCCUGGUGCAGGAACUCCAGUUCUGGACUGUAAAAGAAUAAGAGAUGAAUAUAAAGAUAGAGAAAUAUGUAUUUACAAACAAGAUAAAAGAGUAAUGAUGGAGAAAUACGUAAUUACAAACAAGAUAAAACAAUAA